ACGAACUUUUAAUCAAACCACUGGACUAAAUAACUCGUUUGGAAACACAGUUAAUGUUAUACUUAUGAAUUAUUUUAUUUUUUAAUUACCUCGAUUAUUAAAUAUAAAAAAACUGUCUAAAUAAUGAUUAAAUACUUUUUUAUUAUUGUAUAACGAGAUAUAUAGAGUUGUGUAUCUAUCCUCUCUUUUUGUUAUUAUCACUCACAAAAUUCAACUUAAAAAAAAAGAAGUAAACCCUAGAUAAUAUAUAAAGCCUCAAUCGUUUUCUUCAUAAAGUUCGCGCUUCAUGUACGAGUUCAUACCCUGAUUCGAUUCUCUUGCGAAUUCACCAUGUCUACGUCGACUUCACCGUCUACUACCUCACUGUAUCUGAAGCAGAGGAUGCACAAGCUAAAGAUAUAUGGAGUUUCAGACCUUAUGCAGCACAUCGACACGUUCAAAGAAACAAUGGGUGAUUCAGUGACGGUGAAAAUUGAUGACUUUAAUAAUUUAUCAAUCUUGUUGUGUUCUCUUCCCCCUCUGUUGACAGCACUUACGUGUAACAUGGAGAAGGUUGAUGCUUCCUUGCGCUUUCCUCAUGAGCGUUGGCCUGAAGUAAUCUCCAUGAAACCUAGAGCUUUCCUUUACCACAAUUUCUUGAAAAAUGAGGAAUGUGAGCACUUGAUUAGCCUCGCCAAACCUUAUAUGAGGAGGUCAUUGGUGAGUGGUUACGGAGGGGGAAAACAAAGCAGCGCGAGAACGAGCACGGGAAGUUUUAUUAGUAGAGGACAUGAUAAAAUUGUGGAAGAGAUUGAGAGGAGGAUUUCAGAAUUCACCUUCCUUCCUGUAGAAAAUGGAGAAGGUCUUCAAGUUAUCCAUUACGAAGUUGGUCAGAAAUUUGACCCUCACUUUGAUGGAUUGGGAAGAAUUGCUACUUUCCUUAUGUACCUGUCGGACGUUAAUAAAGGAGGCGAAACAGACUUCCCUAACUCCAGUGGAGGACUAUCUGUUUCACCAAAGAAGGGAGACGCUGUACUCUUCUGGAACAAUAGGCCUGACGGUUCUCAAGACCCUUCGAGUUUUCAUUCUGGUCGUCCAGUAAUCAAAGGAAACAAGUGGGCAGCAACUAAAUGGUUUCAUUCUCACGAAUAUAAAGGCUCCUACACUAAUACACAACAAUACAAAUAGCUUUUUGAGAGGUUUUCAUGAUCUCGAACAUGAGAUGUCACUGGAGUUAACCUCUUUCUCAGUUGAAAAGGAAAUAAGAAUUCCGUUGUUUUGUGCUUAUCUAAGAAAAUAUAUUGUUUUUUUUUUCAGUUUUGACGCUAUGAUAACAUGAUUUAUAAUUCUAUAUUUCAAUCAAUGCGUCUUACCCAUCAUUUGGGGUCGUAAAACAAAA
Messenger RNA from Brassica napus (rape), 1378 nucleotides. RefSeq names its product probable prolyl 4-hydroxylase 11. Gene Ontology annotation, cellular component: endoplasmic reticulum. The coding region runs from base 331 to 1167 and encodes 278 amino acids. Gene Ontology annotation, biological process: peptidyl-proline hydroxylation to 4-hydroxy-L-proline. The record is from RefSeq and is a predicted model, not a curated record. Gene Ontology annotation, molecular function: procollagen-proline 4-dioxygenase activity; iron ion binding; L-ascorbic acid binding. Lineage: Eukaryota; Viridiplantae; Streptophyta; Magnoliopsida; Brassicales; Brassicaceae. The transcript is spliced from 7 exons.